AUGAAUGAUGAGCAAUUGGAAGGGAUUAAAGAAUUGGGAACGAUGGUUUUGAAUUCUCCGAAUAUCACGGAGAAGGGAGUGAAAAAGAGAUUGGAGAAUUGGUUGGAAAGUUAUCCUGGACCCGGUUCUGUUCUCGAGUUUCGAUUCAAACCGAGCUCUCCGGAUUUCGAUAAAAAUAGUAUUUUUAGCCAUCUGAUGAAGGCUGAAAUAUCAUGGAAACGAUCCUUUGAAUUCGCGAUAAGCUUCACUCUGAAUUCUGGUCGAAUUCUGGAAUACGAUGGACAUUAUUUUGAUGGGAAUGAAGGAUUUCAUUUGAUGAAAAUCGUUAUUCCGAUGGAUUGGAAACCGAAACACAGGGACGAUUUCUAA
Molecule: messenger RNA, 369 nt
Organism: Caenorhabditis remanei
Lineage: Eukaryota; Metazoa; Nematoda; Chromadorea; Rhabditida; Rhabditidae
Exons: 3
Coding region: 1-369 (122 amino acids)
Source: RefSeq, a predicted model, not a curated record